UGGUGACUGUGACAGAGAGAGGGAGCCAACAGGGGGAGAGAGAGAGAGAGAGAGAGAGAGAGAGAGAGAGAGAGAGAGAGAGAGACUAUGAUUGGAUGCCAGCGAUAGAGUAAAAGCGUAAAGCUGCUUGGAAGUUUUCUUAGUUGUCAUGGGCCCUUGGGGGUCGAUCAAGUGGCACCGCUGACUCACAGAGGACAGGCCCGCAGACACGUGAAGGAACAACAACUGUCAACGCGUAACUGAGGACCACACUCUUCCAAGAGACAUCUCAAAAUCCCCAGCAGCAGAGAGCGGGACCGAGAAGAUCACCAAAAAGCCAUUGGUCCAGAAAGUGAGCGAGGAAAAGGCAGAGAUGAAGAGACCGCACGACUACAGCUCGCCCGACUCGGACACAGAUGAGUUUAUUGACGUGGGACAAGAAGACAGCUAUUGCCCGGUCACAGGGUCCAUGUCUCCUGGGAGCGCCUCGCAGGUCCUGGCCCGAAAGAAGAGACGAGGGAUCAUAGAGAAGCGGCGCCGGGACCGCAUCAACCACAGCCUGUCGGAGCUGCGGAGACUGGUGCCCAGUGCUUUCGAAAAACAGGUAGGUCGAUGGGAAGCGGAGAUGUCCCGUUGCGUUUCAGGGACAGGACUGAGUGAGGCUCGUCUCGUGCAGGGUUCCUCGAAGCUGGAGAAGGCGGAGAUUCUGCAGAUGACGGUGGACCACCUCAAACUGCUGCACGCCAUGGGAGGAAAGGGCUACUUCGACGCGCGGGCGCUAGCGGUCGACUACAGGACCCUGGGCUUCAGGGAGUGCGUCGGGGAGGUGGUCCGGUACCUCAGCUCCCUCGAGGGGGAGUCCACGGACCCUAUAGGGGCCCGUCUGGUCUCCCACCUCUCCCACUGCGCCAGCGAGCUGGACCCCCUGCUGCUCCAGUCGGCCCCGGCCUCCGCCCUGCCUUUCCCUCCUUGGCCCUGGGCGUCCUUCCAUCAGCUGUCCCCCGCCUCCCCCGCCUCCGCCUCACCCGCGUUCCCCGGCGGAAGACGGGACCUGGCCCUGCUGGGGAGCUACCCCUCGCCCGCCUCCCUGCGCCUCGGGCCCCUGGCCGGGUGCCAGCCGGGCGCCCCGCCGCUCCUGGCCCCCGCGGCCCUGGCCGGCGUCCACAGGGCGCCCUCCCUCGCCGCGUCCCCCUCCUUGGCCCCCUCCAGACCCACCCAGCCGUCCCCACACAGCGCCACCCGGGCCUCGCCUCUUCCCCUCCACACCCCUUCCUCUUCCUCCCCUUCCGCCUCCUCCUCCUCUACUCCAGCGUCCUCCGGGCCGCCUCAAGUCUCUUUCAGGCCCUUCGCUCCACUGGGGUCUCCCACAGCCCAGCGCAGGGGCUUGAGCGGAUCGGCCAAGCCGGCAAACGGAUGGGGAACUGAGAUCGGAGCGUUCUGAGGUUCGGCUUCGGGUGCUCUUGCGUAAACAGAAUGGACACGGGGGCGUCUGUGUGCGCUGUGUAGCAAACAUGACCCCUCUGGAGAAAGACGGACUGAACCUCCAAUGAUCGUCUCAGCUUCGGAGACUCUAAGCCAUAUCAGACUAUGGGGUUUGAAUAAUCACAAACAAUCAUGUAAAGGAAGAGAGGAGGAGUGGGAAAGAAAAGAAGGUCUGAAUAAAAUCCCGUUCAUGAUUUUGUUUGACAGAUCCAUAUGGGAGCGUGUCCAUCAGAGCCAUAUAUAUAUGAUAAUGCUCAACAGAAUGAAGUUGUGCUCUUGCUGAUGUUUCAACUGUGAUACGUGUGUGUUUGUUUUCCCAAAAGCCUUUAUACAUUUGAUUUCAAAACAAAAGUUUCUAUAAAGACUAAGUGCCUUCGC
Molecule: messenger RNA, 1839 nt
Organism: Betta splendens (Siamese fighting fish)
Lineage: Eukaryota; Metazoa; Chordata; Actinopteri; Anabantiformes; Osphronemidae
Gene: heyl
Product: hes related family bHLH transcription factor with YRPW motif like
Exons: 4
Coding region: 353-1420 (355 amino acids)
Biological process (GO): regulation of transcription by RNA polymerase II; regulation of neurogenesis; anterior/posterior pattern specification
Cellular component (GO): nucleus
Molecular function (GO): protein dimerization activity; DNA-binding transcription factor activity, RNA polymerase II-specific; RNA polymerase II cis-regulatory region sequence-specific DNA binding
Source: RefSeq, a predicted model, not a curated record